UCAUUAGUGACCAAGUAAUCAUGCCCAUAUAAAUCUCCACUCAAACCUUUCCCCAGAUAUCAGGCCACCGAGGCAAAAUGAGGAACAGAUUUCUCAGUUCAGCCCUCUGUGGCUUCUUAUCUGUCCUUGYAUUCUUCUCUGAACCCUCUCAUCAUCAACCACUUCCACCUCUCCCAAACCCAAGACUCCUGACUACCUACGCAGCUCUCCAGGCAUGGAAACAUGCAAUUCUGUCCGACCCAAAGAACUUCAYUGCAAACUGGUGUGGUCCCCAUGUCUGCAACUACACCGGAGUGUACUGUGCACCAGCCCCAGAUGACCCUCAUAUAACAACGGUCGCCGGAAUUGACUUGAACCAUGCCGACAUCUCUGGUUCCUUGCCGGAGGAGCUUGGACUCCUCACCGACCUGGCUGUCUUCCACAUCAACUCCAAUCGCUUUUGUGGAACCAUCCCUGAAAGCUUUCGGAACCUUCACCUUCUUUACGAGCUCGAUGUUAGCAAUAACCGAUUCACAGGCCCCUUCCCUUCUGUUGUCCUUUGCCUCCCUUCACUCAAAUAUCUUGACAUCCGAUACAAUCAAUUUGAAGGUGACGUUCCUACCCGCCUCUUCGACUUGAAGCUCGACGCACUCUUCAUAAACAACAACAGGUUUAAAUUCUCCCUGCCCAGAAAUAUCGGCAACUCCCCGGUGUCGGUGCUUGUCUUGGCAAAUAACAAGCUCGGCGGCUGCCUGCCUUCAAGUUUGGCAAACAUGGUUGGACUGAAUGAAAUUAUUCUCAUGAAUGCCGGUCUAACAUCGUGUGUGCCACCGGAGAUUGGACUUCUGAAGAACGUAACGGUUUUCGACGUCAGCUUUAACAACUUGACGGGGCCGUUGCCGGAUACAAUGGGAGGAAUGAAGAGCCUGGAGCAGCUGAACGUGGCUCACAACAAACUUACCGGUGAGAUCCCAGAAAGUAUAUGCCAUUUGCCGAGGUUGAAGAAUUUCACGUACUCGUAUAACUACUUCUGCGGAGAACCACCAAUCUGUCUCAAGCUAAAGCACAAGAACGACCGGAAGAAUUGUAUCCCAUAUCGUCCGUCUCAACGGUCACCGGAGGAAUGUGUAGCGUUCCUAUCCCAUCCUAUACAUUGCGAUGCAUUUGGGUGUUCUCCGAGUCCACCUCCGCCGCCGCCGCCACCACCGCCCCCACCGAUUCAUUACUAGUAUAUAUAUCCAUGGCCAUGACCACCAGUAAAUUACUGUGUAUUAAAUCUUAAUUUCUUUGUAACAACUGUUUCUAAAUAGUAUCAAAUUAUUAUGUUUCUCAACGA
Nelumbo nucifera (sacred lotus) is the source of this 1315-nucleotide messenger RNA. Its product is annotated as leucine-rich repeat extensin-like protein 6. Lineage: Eukaryota; Viridiplantae; Streptophyta; Magnoliopsida; Proteales; Nelumbonaceae. Gene Ontology annotation, molecular function: protein binding. The record is from RefSeq and is a predicted model, not a curated record.